AUGAGGAAUAUGCUGUUUUCAAACAGUAUGUGAAAGCUUAAUGAGAGAUUUUGGAUCGAGGAGCUGAUGAAUUAAUUAUUAAAGUUAUGCGUCAAACCAUACGAAUUGUUUGCGUGAAUUAGAUUAGAAUCGUGAUUUUUGCACGUAACUGACCUCUUGGAAUAAGAUUAGAUAAAAAUUCUAUCCUAAAAAUGUCGGGUGGAGAGAGAAAGAAAAGAGGAUGUGAUCGAGGGCAUGGAUGGGAGGAGGCUGGUGCCGAAUUCUAUCAAGAGAGUUAUCCAGCAGCUAUGGAGGCGGAUCUGCAACAGGCACUGCAAAGAGAUCCCUCGCACAUAGCAACUUUACUUCCUAGCAAGAAAUCUCGCGUUGCCACAGCAAAACGAAUUCGUAAUGACACAAAGACCACAUUGAGGAGGCGUACCAGCACUAGAUCUCGCGGUACCACGACUUCAAGGCGUAUGUCGACCAAUAUCACGACGAUGUCAAUGCUGCCAGAUCUAUCGGAAAACUUAUCCAACGAAGAACGCACUUGGGAGGAGAUUAUGCAGAUCAAGGCCAUGCCUGUAUGCAUGUCUCAAAAAAUGCAAUUGAAAAAUCAAUUACAGAGUGCUACGAAGCUAAGACUUCAGGGCUUCGAGCAGCUGAAAUGGCAACGCAGGAAAGCUUGGCAGCAAUUCCGUAUUAGAAUGAAAGAAGCUUAUUCCAAGAUGGAGCUGUGGAACGACAGUCUCAAGAAGAUAGGCGGAAAUUUCGGGAUGGGCAUAGUAGCGUAUUUUUUAUUUAUCAAGUGGCUGAUGUAUCUGAAUCUGCUUUUAUUUGCUAUUAUAUACUUGCUGAUAGUACUGCCAGUGAUAGUGCUGGAGGUACCGGAGAACGAAACAUGCUCGUCCAAUAACGCCGCCAGCGUAGUCUGUUGCUCCGAGUUGUAUAGAAAUAACACCGAUGAAAAUUGCAGGGCACCUAAGGUCUUCUCUCUUCUAUUCUACGGUUCGUAUACACACAAGAUCUAUGAGAGUGUAGGUACUAAUUUCUAUUACAAUUCGCCGCUGUCGUACAUCUGCGCUAUCCUUACCGUCUUCAUUAUUAGUCUGGUAGCGAUCGUACGAUCGGCCGCCAAAAGUUUCAGGGAGAGAAUCGUGGAAGGUGAAGGCCAGUUUUAUCGAUACUGCAAUUUGGUAUUUGGUGGCUGGGAUUACUGUAUUAACAAUGAAAGAUCUGCUUCCAUAAAGCACAAGGCAUUGUAUAAUGAGAUGAAAGCGCUUCUAGAGUCGGAAAGGCUGGAGGAGGAGCGGCGAAAUCGCACACCGGAGGAGGAAACGAAACUGUUCUUCACGCGUCUAUUUGUUAAUUUAAUAAUUCUCACGGUAUUGGGCGGCUGCGGUUUGUUCGUUUAUUACAUAAUCGACUUUUCGUUCACUCAGAUGUCGGCGCAUUUGGCAAAGGAUCACGAAAUAUUGAAUCUAUUCUUUGAAUUCCUUCCAUAUAUAUGUAUCGUCGUACUUAACGUAGCGGUGCCAUUCCUCUUUCGCUAUUUGGUCGCCCUGGAGCAUUAUAAUCCAUCGUAUGUCGUUGAAGUGACGCUAUACAGAACCAUGUUCUUUAGAUUCGCUUCCCUCGCAGUUCUAUUAACGUCUUUGCAUGCGCUUGUCGCGGACAAAAUUCCGGAUAACGAAUGCUCCAAUAAAAAAAACGAACAGCCACUAUGCUGGGAAACGUUCGUGGGACAGCAAUUUAUCAAGCUUUACAGCACCGACAUUUUCAUUCAAUUCUUCAUGACGUUCUUCAUCAAUUUUCCACGGUCGCUGAUUGCACGUCAUACUGAGAACAAGGUUUUGCGCUUCGUCGGCGAGCAGGAAUUUGACUUACCCAAGCACGUACUAGAUAUCUUCUACUCGCAAACGGUCUGCUGGCUCGGCUGCUUCUUUGCCCCGUUACUACCCAUGGUCGCCGUCGUCGGAACAUUUCUGCUGUUUUACAUCAAGAAAUUUACUUGUCUAGUGAACAGUACACCGUCGAAUAAAAUUUACCGUGCCAGUAGGUCGAAUUGCCUGUUCAUGUUCAAUCUGUUGAUCUCUUUUAUCCUGGCGAUGAUACCAGUUGGCUACUCCAUCGCGAAAAUCAUGCCAUCGAAAUCGUGCGGGCCGUUCCGAGGAUUGGAGACCGUUUGGUCAUUUUUGAGCAUGACGUUCUCGCUGUUUCCUAACUGGCUGCAGUCAACUCUGUCCUUUUUAGGUACGGCUGCCUUCGGUAUACCGGCGUUUGUCAUUCUCUCUUUGCUCCUCUAUUACUAUUACGUGAUGUGGUUGGCAAACAAGCACAUGGUGACAGUAUUGAAAAACCAAUUGGUACUGGAAGGUCAUGAUAAACAGUUCUUAUUGAACAGGCUCAGCGCUUUCAUCAAGCAGCAACAGGAUCAGAACAAGUUUCACCAGGAGCAGGUUAAUGAGUUAGGCACGUUUCAACAUGUAUAAAUAGUAUGAAACUUGAUUUCUUUAUUCUUAUGAAUGUACAAAUUUAGUGAAAACAUACAUUUUUACAUAACAUUUUUACAGUGUAACCACGCGGUUCGAAUGCAUUGUUUUACUUGAGAUUUUUGUAGGUUUUACUUUUUAUAGAUUUUAUUUAUGAAACGUAAGACUGUCGACUUUGUCUUCAUUAUAUUAUUCACGAGUGGCACUUAUAUAACAAUUUUUUGAUAUUCUAUCGAAUUGGGAUAAAAGUUAUACAGGCAACAAUGAGCGCGGACAAUACCAAAAAGAUUAAUACGUAAUUUACUUACUGUCUAUUGCAGUGUCUUGCAUUUUAUAUAAACUGAUGCUUUUCAAGAUUUGUAUUACAGUUGUAAUCACUGCCACAAACAUUAGUUUCCGUUAGUCUUUAGAUCAAUUUCGAGAACUUUCAAACGGGACAUAUCUCACAUUCUAGGAAAUUCAAUCAUCUUAUUUGUAUGAAAAUGCACAUCUGAAAUCAGGGUACAAA
This is a messenger RNA of Mycetomoellerius zeteki, 2979 nucleotides long. Its product is annotated as transmembrane channel-like protein 7. The record is from RefSeq and is a predicted model, not a curated record. Gene Ontology annotation, cellular component: plasma membrane. NCBI's taxonomy places the organism in Eukaryota, Metazoa, Arthropoda, Insecta, Hymenoptera, Formicidae. Gene Ontology annotation, molecular function: mechanosensitive monoatomic ion channel activity.